Messenger RNA from Mobula hypostoma (lesser devil ray), 653 nucleotides. RefSeq names its product profilin-3-like. The transcript has a single exon. Bases 1 to 414 code for a protein of 137 amino acids. Gene Ontology annotation, cellular component: cytoplasm. Gene Ontology annotation, molecular function: actin binding. Gene Ontology annotation, biological process: regulation of actin filament polymerization; positive regulation of actin filament bundle assembly; actin cytoskeleton organization. The record is from RefSeq and is a predicted model, not a curated record. NCBI's taxonomy places the organism in Eukaryota, Metazoa, Chordata, Chondrichthyes, Myliobatiformes, Myliobatidae.
AUGUCAGACUGGAAGAACUACAUCAACACUAUACUGAAGGACAAGAACGUGGAAGACGCUGCCAUUGUGGGCCACGCCAACAACAAGGCCGUCUGGGCUUCCAAACCCGGCGGUAUAUUGGCUGCCAUCUCCCCGCAUGAGGUCAGCACGCUAAUAGGGAAGGACCGCAAGACUUUCCUACAAACGGGCAUCACCAUCGGAGGGAAGAAAUGCUCCGUCAUCAGGGACAACCUCCUGGUCAACAACGACGAGGUGAUGGAUGUAAGGAUGAAAGGCGGACAAGGCAAGAGCAUCUGCAUCGGCAAAACCAACAAGAUCAUGGUGUUUAUCAUGGGCAAAAGAGGGGUCCACGGGGGACUCCUCAACAAGCAGGUCCAUGAAAUGGAUAACUAUCUGAAGGAGAAGGGCUUUUAAAGUUAGGGAAGGGACUUUGAAAACAUUUUUACAAACCCAGAUUAGUAAUAAAUUGUUAAAUACCAACAAUUCUGUUAAUUGGUGUUGUAUUUGUUAUUAUAGAAUUAAGAGUAGAGGGCAUUGGGUUGAUACAAUAGUGCUAAUGUUUAUGCUUCAUGUGAACCCCCACCUAUCUAAACCCACCAGCAAUCCGUCACCCUAUUCCUUUGAAGCUUGCCCAAUGUUGGUACAUCGCUCCU